Cherax quadricarinatus is the source of this 528-nucleotide messenger RNA. The record is from RefSeq and is a predicted model, not a curated record. NCBI's taxonomy places the organism in Eukaryota, Metazoa, Arthropoda, Malacostraca, Decapoda, Parastacidae.
GGCCGAAGGAGUUGUGGGGUUGUCGCCACACUUUGGCACUACUGGGGUUUCUGGGACUGUCUCUGGUGUACGCCAUGCGGGUCAACCUUUCCGUUGCUAUUGUUUCUAGGGUUUGAAAGAAAACAACACUGCACACUAACAAUACAUCCGAUAACGAUGGGUGCCCAGUACCAGACGAUUACGAUGAUAACGACUCCGGAAACUAUAAUGGUGAAUUCGACUGGGACGACAGUACCCGCGGCCUCAUCCUGGCUUCGUUCUUCUAUGGAUACACCUUGACCAAUUUUGUGGGAGGGCGGAUGGCGGAGUACUUGGGCGGAAAGAUUGUGUUUGGCACAGGCGUCUUUCUCACCACCAUCCUCACACUCCUCUCUCCCGUAUGUGCCAGGGCCUCCACCACACUCUUCAUUAUUAUCAGAAUCUUAGAGGGAUUCACGGAGGGUGUAACUUUUCCAGCAAUGAACUUCUUGCUGGCUUCCUGGGUGCCACAAACUGAACGGCCCAAGUUCUCCACUUUGGUGUAUACUG